AUGCUGAACCUCAGAGCAGCUUUCUCUAAUGGCACUCUGGUCCACCCUCCAGGCUUUUAUGUGGUUGGAUUCACAGCCAUGCCACACGCCAAUCUCUACCUCAUUUUCCUGGGUGUCAUUUAUGCGCUCACUGUUCUGUUCAACUGCUUUAUUCUGUGCAUCAUUUGGCUUGACCAUAAAUUACACACUCCAAAGUUUCUGGCUGUGGCCAACCUUGCGGUGGUAGACAUCCUGUUCAGUUCAUGUCUCAUCCCUAGCAUGCUGAAGACGUUCUUGUUUAAAGACACGUUUGUGCCAUUCAACCUGUGCCUCGUUCAGAUGGGCGUCUACUACUGUUGCAGUUCACUCGAGUCCUUCUCCCUGGCAGUGCUGGCAUACGACAGACUGAUCGCAAUCUGUAUUCCUCUCAGACAACACUCCAUCAACACAAACACCAACAUGCUAUGUAUUCUGGGGACUGUCUGGACCUUCUGUGUGACAGUAAUAAUAUUUUCAACGACGAUAAUGAACAGACUGACGUUCUGUGGCUCUGUACAAGUGAACAGCUACUUCUGUGACUACUCUCCUGUCUACAGACUGUCCUGUAAUGACUACUCUCUACAGUGGGCCACAGCUGUGAGCCUCAGCAUUAUCAUACUGUUUGGACCUCUCACCUUUAUCAUAGUAUCUUAUGCUAGCAUCUUGAUUGCUGUGUUCAGAAUGAAGAAUGUAGGGAGCCGGUAUAAAGCACUGGCUACCUGCACAGAGCAUCUCAUACUUGUGGCCAUUUUCUAUCUUCCGACCUUGACUUUGUAUAUCAUUGGGUUCUUCUUGUACCGGCCGGAUCCAGAUAUCAGGAUGGUGACGUUGUCCAUGUCUGCCUGUAUGCCGCCCUGCCUGAACCCUGUGGUGUAUUCCCUGAAAACAAAAGAGAUCAAAAGUAAAGCACAAACAUUGUUCUGUAAAACUGUAAAAACAGUGAGGCCUGUGAACAAACAGUAG
Sardina pilchardus (European sardine) is the source of this 981-nucleotide messenger RNA. RefSeq names its product olfactory receptor 5P80-like. The record is from RefSeq and is a predicted model, not a curated record. The transcript has a single exon. Bases 1 to 981 code for a protein of 326 amino acids. Gene Ontology annotation, cellular component: membrane. Gene Ontology annotation, molecular function: G protein-coupled receptor activity; olfactory receptor activity; odorant binding. NCBI's taxonomy places the organism in Eukaryota, Metazoa, Chordata, Actinopteri, Clupeiformes, Clupeidae. Gene Ontology annotation, biological process: detection of chemical stimulus involved in sensory perception of smell; G protein-coupled receptor signaling pathway.